Molecule: messenger RNA, 5436 nt
Organism: Danio rerio (zebrafish)
Lineage: Eukaryota; Metazoa; Chordata; Actinopteri; Cypriniformes; Danionidae
Gene: jag2b
Product: jagged canonical Notch ligand 2b
Biological process (GO): cell communication; neuron development; central nervous system development
Cellular component (GO): membrane
Molecular function (GO): calcium ion binding; Notch binding
Source: RefSeq, marked provisional
GUGAUCAGACCGAGGGAGAGAUCAGCACAGACCAUCACCGCGCAAACACACCACGCUCGUGAAUUUUUGCAUGUCAGGAACGGAGGAUCCUGUCGCCGGUCAUCGGCCGUUUUCCAUCUUGCGUUUAUAACACAUCAAAUCGGCGGCAUGUGGAAUUGUAUCAGGAUUAGGAAUUGGCUCCCAAUCGCGUGCCUGCUGUUAACGAUGUGGACGAAGGUGUCCCAGUCCUCUGGCUAUUUUGAGCUGCAGCUGAUUGCUGUAGAAAAUGUAAACGGUGAGUUGUGGGACGGGGAAUGUUGCGACAGCACGCGGAACUCUCAAGACCAGCGCUGCGUGCGGGACGAGUGCGAUACUUACUUUAAAGUGUGUCUGAAGGAGUACCAGUCUGAAGUCACCACCACUGGACAGUGCACCUUCGGCUCUGGAUCUACCGACGUUCUUGGUGGAAAUAUAAUUUCUUUUAAGACCGCAAAAAACAGCCCCAGCAAAACGAGCGACGUGGGAAAGAUCAUCAUCCCUUUUCACUUCGCCUGGCCGCGAUCCUACACACUCAUCCUUGAAGCUUGGGACUGGGAUAACUCCACUCAGAACAAUGGUGAAGAAAAUUUGAUCGAACGGCACAUUCACGCAAGCAUGGUAAACCCCGGCGACCACUGGCAGUCCAUCCGGCACCCUGGCAUCACGGCCCACAUUGAGUACCGCAUCCGUGUCAGGUGUGAUGAGAAUUACUAUGGGAGUAAGUGCAACAAACAGUGUCGCCCACGAGAUGACUACUUCGGUCAUUACCGAUGCGAUCCAUCUGGAAAUAUUGUGUGUCUUGAUGGCUGGAUGGGAGAGGACUGUCGGACAGCGAUCUGCAAGCAGGGCUGUAAUCUGAUUCACGGAGGCUGUGCGGUGCCUGGAGAAUGCAAGUGCAACUACGGCUGGCAGGGGCAGUUCUGCGACGAGUGUCUACCUUAUCCUGGCUGUUUGCACGGUACCUGUGUUAUGCCCUGGCAAUGCACUUGUGAGAAGAACUGGGGCGGCCUCCUCUGCGAUAAAGAUCUGAACUACUGCGGCACGCAUCAUCCUUGUGUCAAUGGUGGAACCUGCAUGAACUCUGAACCGGAUGAAUAUAACUGUGCCUGUCCCGAAGGCUACUCUGGCAAGAACUGUGAGAUAGCUGAACAUGCAUGCGUAUCAAACCCCUGUGCAAACGGAGGCACGUGUCAUGAAGUCCCGACCGGAUUCGAGUGCCACUGUCCACCAGGCUGGGAGGGUCCCACUUGCGCUAAAGACAUGGAUGAAUGUGCCUCCAGCCCGUGUGCGCAAGGCGGAACAUGUAUCGACCUGGAAAAUGGCUUUGAGUGUGUCUGUCCUCCGCAGUGGGUUGGAAAGACCUGUCAGAUCGAUGCAAAUGAGUGUAUGGGGAAGCCUUGCGUAAAUGCUCACUCUUGCAAAAACAUGAUUGGUGGAUAUCACUGUGACUGCUUUCAAGGAUGGGCCGGACAGAACUGUGACAUCAAUCUCAAUGGCUGCCAUGGACAGUGCCAGAAUGGAGCUACUUGCAAGGAGCUGGUUCAUGGAGGUUACCACUGUCAGUGUCCUGCGGGGUUUGUGGGCUUACACUGUGAAGUCUCAAGGAAUAAAUGUGCCAGCGGUCCAUGUCAGAAUGGUGGCCGCUGCCAUGUCAUUCUGGACAGCUUCGUUUGUGAGUGUCCGUCAAACUACGCAGGGAUGCUCUGUGAGGUGGAGAGUCUGUCUCACCCAAACCCAUGUGAGCCGAACCCUUGUCAGAAUACAGCUUUGUGCUACAGUCUGCCGGGUGACUUUUACUGCGCCUGUCCUGAAGACUAUGAGGGCAAGACCUGCGAAAACCGCAAGGACCACUGCAAGAUGACCCCUUGCCAAGUGAUCGAUAGCUGUACCAUUGCUGUGGCGAGUAACAGUUCAGAUGGAGGCGUGAGACACAUUAACUCUAAUGUUUGUGGUCCUCAUGGCCGCUGUAUCAGUCAGCCGGGUGGAAAUUUCACCUGCACCUGUGAGCUUGGCUUUACAGGAACCUACUGUCACGAGAAUGUAAAUGACUGUGUGAGCAAUCCGUGUCGAAAUGGAGGCACCUGUAUUGACGGGAUCAGCUCUUUCCAGUGCUUCUGUCCAGAUGGCUGGGAAGGAGACCUUUGCAGCAUCAAUGUGAACGAGUGCAGUCGGAGCCCCUGCAAAAAUGGCGGGCACUGUGUGGAUCUGGUCAAUGACUUUUACUGUGAAUGUGCCAAUGGCUGGAAGGGAAAGACCUGCCAUUCACGUGAAAGUCAGUGUGACUCCUCCACAUGCAGUAAUGGAGGAACCUGCUAUGAUCACGGAGAUGCUUUCCGCUGUGCUUGUCCUCCAGGAUGGGAAGGAAGUACAUGCAAUACAGCGAAGAACAGCACUUGCGCGUCCGGCCCCUGUCUGAAUGGAGGCACGUGUGUGGGUGGCGGAGACACGUUCACCUGCAUCUGUAAAGACGGCUGGGAGGGAGCCACCUGCGCCCAGAACACCAACGACUGCAACCCUCACCCCUGUUACAAUGGAGGAAUCUGUGUGGAUGGGGUGAACUGGUUCCGCUGUGAAUGUGCUCCUGGAUUUGCAGGACCCGACUGCCGUAUCAACAUCGAUGAGUGCCAGUCAUCCCCCUGCGCCUAUGGUGCCACCUGUGUGGAUGAGAUCAAUGGUUUCCGGUGUGUUUGCCCACUCGGUCGCACUGGACCUCAAUGCCAAGAGUUUAUUGGCAUUGGGAAGACGUGCCACUAUGCUGGACUUCAGUUCCCACAUGGCAGCCGCUGGGAGGAAGAAUGCAACACUUGUCAGUGCGUCAACGGCAAGGUGGAGUGCACCAAGGUGGUCUGUGGUCGGAAGCCAUGCCUUCUGCCAGGGACCCCAGGGCGAGAGCUUCACUACUGUCCAGGAGGUCGUGAAUGCCUGGAGCACAACUUCCUGACAUGCCUCUCACCCCCUUGUCACCAAUGGGGGUUUUGUUCAAGCCCUGAGACCCCCCCAACCCUCCAAACCAAAUGCGAGCCCAACUCGGUCUAUCUGGACAAGAGCUGUGCUCGCAUCACCCUUAUUUUCAACAGGGACAAACUACCCACAGGAACGACGGUGGAGAAUGUCUGCUCGGAGCUGAGGUAUAUGCCUGCCACGCGGAGCCUGGCAAAGGAUCAUAAGCUGUUGGUUCUGUGUGACCUCUCCUACAAAAACCAGGACGCCGUAGAGGUAGCCAUUUCGUUCCAGCAGGAUGAGCAGCCCAGUCACAGUCAAAUCCAGGAGGCUGCGAGUACCAUCGUCAGCACACUGUCCAAGCGGCACAACAGCACCGUCAUGCUUGCCGUCAUCGAGGUCAAAGUGGAGAUGCCGGUCACGUCUCAGCCAGUGGAUUACCUGGUACCUGUGUUGUGCGUCGUCUUAUGCGUCCUCUGGGUCUUCUGCGUCAUCGUCUGUGUAUGGUGGACCCGCAAGCGGAGAAAAGAGCGCGAGAGAUGUGAGCGCGUUCCAGUGGAGGAGAGUGUCAACAACCAGUGGGAACCGCUGAGGCCUGUGACGCGGCCGCAGCACAAGGACAACCGGGACGCGCAGUUUGAGCGCACCAAACUCAUGGGCUCCCCAGACCGAACCUGCAACAGCGGGGACGACGAGGAGGACAUGGAGGAGGAUGAGCUGGAGCUGGUGGAAGAAUGGUGCGGGACGGAAGGAGGCAAGCAUCCCGUCCAAAAGUACUCUAAAUCUGCAGCGCGGACCAAGAAUGGGCUGAUCUGCACCACGAGGAGCACCAGCGGCAGCAGUAGCCCUUCACUCAAAGCAGCCUACUGGACAGGCUUCAGCCCAAAGGACAACAACUGUAAAAAUGUCAAUAAUGCCACCGCCGGCCAAGAGCACAAAGAACACUGCGUAUGAGCUCCGAUGAGCAGGACGAGGAGACCAAGGCCAUCUCAGAAACCAAGACUGAGUUUGUUUUUUUUCCCCCAUGUGUUGUUUUAUUUUUGACUCUUUGGAGCGUUUUGAAGCUGAAAAAGUGGCAAAUUUCUUUCCCUUUUUUUUAUGUACAGAGGAAGCAGACUGUAUUUGUUUAUAAGGAGGCAUCGAGAAGCCUCGUUUUUGUUUUCGGGAAGAAAAAAAAACUAAACUGCUGGAAUGGAAGCAAGACUAAGGAACUUGCGAAUUUUAUGUUGUUGUUUACAAACAUUUGUGCUUUUGAUUUCGUUUCGAGUGGCCCAACUUCGGUGCAGACCACGUGGGGACAAGCGUUCAUCUGUUCUCCUUCCGCGCCUGCCUUACAGAGCUCGACGUUCACGAGGAGGGCUAGAGUGCCUAUAAAGUGGCCUUGUUUUUUUUUCUGCCGACUUGGCUGAACGCUCUUUAAACAAACGGAUUGCAGUAUUUUGAGUCGUUCGCAAGUGCCUUCAGACAAGCCCCUCGGUUUCAGGGUCUCCAGCCCCGGUAGAUCACGAAAAACACACACACGCACACACACAAAAAAUAGGUGGAGAGGCUGGUCCCAAAAGCAGCUCCCAUAUAACCAUCAAGGUAUUUGUUUAAAGACGAGAUCUGUAAAUACGUGUAAAUAAUAAAGGAGUCGCUGUGUAUAUUUGAAUUUAGUAACUUAAGUCACUUUUUUUAUUAUUAUAAUUAUUAUUAUUAUGAUUUAAAUAUUAUGAUUAUUAUUGUUUUUUAUUUUUAUUUUCCACCAUUCCUUUUUAUUUAUGCCAGUUGUCAUGGCAGGUUUUGUAAGAUAUACAGCGUCCCGCAGUCAGAGCAGAAAUAUAAUCAGAGAUCAUCCUAUUAUGUUGUUGUUUUAUUUUUGUUUUUCCACUAGACACCUAUACGAUCGUGUGCUGUAUUGUGGCGUGUGUGUUCGCCUCCUUGAAGACCCACAAUCCCUUCCCUUACCAGUCCUCCUGUUGCUGAUCAUAAAACCGAGACCUGCCGGUUCAUGCUUGUUGCUUGUAAAGAUGCUGAUAUGUCAAAAUGAUGACUUCCAAAUGCUUUCUGUUUGCUUGUUUGUGUUUGUUUGGAUCGAAACUUUCAUGAAGGGAACAAUUAUGUUGUCAAGCAUUUGUACUCGAGGUACCAGUUCAAAGAAGUGGAUUAUCUCUGAAACGGCUGGCUAUGAUUUGAUUUUGUUCAUCAUGAUGUUCAAUAUAAGACUCCUAGGAAGAUGCUAAAAGUUCAAACUGUUUUGAUUGGUUCAAAAAUCAGGUUAACGCAAACUAGUAGAAAUUAAGCUCAAUGUUAAGUCCGUUAUGGAAGGGAAACUGAGUGGAGCUGGAGAGGAGAAUUUUCUUUGUUUUGUUUUAUUUCUUUUUUAAAGAUGUAAUUUUUUUGUACAGAAGAAUUGCUCUGAAAAAAGUUCAUUUAGUGGAAUUUAUGUUUGUUCUUAGAAAUAAAUCAAACUAUUUAUUAAAGCAUUUUAUAACAAUG